Messenger RNA from Trichogramma pretiosum, 957 nucleotides. Its product is annotated as histone H2A. The transcript has a single exon. Bases 31 to 411 code for a protein of 126 amino acids. Gene Ontology annotation, cellular component: nucleosome. Gene Ontology annotation, molecular function: protein heterodimerization activity; DNA binding; structural constituent of chromatin. Lineage: Eukaryota; Metazoa; Arthropoda; Insecta; Hymenoptera; Trichogrammatidae. The record is from RefSeq and is a predicted model, not a curated record.
UGCAACUCUCUUUCACUUUACAUAUUCAUCAUGUCUGGUCGUGGUAAAGGUGGCGCUGGCAAAGCCAAGGGCAAGUCAAAGACCCGUUCAACUCGUGCUGGACUUCAGUUCCCAGUCGGCAGAAUCCAUCGUCUGCUCCGCAAGGGUAACUACGCCGAACGUGUGGGAGCUGGUGCCCCAGUCUACUUGGCCGCCGUCAUGGAGUACUUGGCCGCUGAAGUCCUCGAGUUGGCUGGCAACGCCGCUCGUGACAACAAGAAGACCAGAAUUAUCCCAAGACAUCUCCAGCUGGCCAUCCGCAACGACGAAGAGUUGAACAAACUUUUGUCUGGAGUCACUAUUGCCCAGGGUGGUGUACUGCCCAACAUUCAGGCUGUGCUUUUGCCCAAGAAGACCGAAAAGAAAGCUUAAAGUUACAGGUGUUAUGCAUAUUUGCGACCGAAAAAGGCCCUUUUCAGGGCCACCAUAUUUGUCAAACGUUGAACAACCGUCGUACACUAUCAUUUCUUUGAAUUAAUAAUAAAUGAUCACUACGAUAACUUAAUAGUUGCUCAAAUACCAAAAUAUUUGAAAUUACCGGAAUGCCGGUCAAUUUAACAAAAUUGACGAUGAUUCAGACUUAAAUAUUGAUGGAUUUUUUUAUAGUUAAGGAAAAGCUAAAUGCCAUAUUUUUCAUGAUUUGUACGAAUGCACCUACUCGAAAAUCGAAAUUGAAUCUCACGGUCAACAACACUGCUUAAGUUUUGAUUCAGAAGUAAGUCCACAUUGUGUUAAUGGUUCGAGAAUCGAAUUGGAGAUCUUUAAAAAUUCUUACGGCUAAUUACGAAUUUACGAUUAAUAUUGAGUUAUAAUCGAUAAGAUGAAUGAUACGUAAUAUCAAACAUUGAAUGUAAAAAAUGCCUAGAGUGUAGUAAAAAAAGUUUUUUAUUCUUUUAGAAUUAAAAUUUACAAUUUUGU